This is a messenger RNA of Micromonas pusilla CCMP1545, 471 nucleotides long. RefSeq lists its product as uncharacterized. Bases 1 to 471 code for a protein of 156 amino acids. The transcript has 2 exons. The record is from RefSeq and is a predicted model, not a curated record. Lineage: Eukaryota; Viridiplantae; Chlorophyta; Mamiellophyceae; Mamiellales; Mamiellaceae.
AUGGCGCCGUUCCGGAACCCGUUCGAGGAGAUGAAGAAGGCGAACGAGAUCAAGCGCGCGAAGAAGGAGAAGGGCGUCAAGGACGGCCUCGAGACGCUCGUCGACAAGGUGAAGGCGCGUUCUAUCUCACACUGGUCCCCAUACGACCCCGUCGGCGUGCGUGGGCGGGAGACGGCGAGAGAGCGAGGCUUCCAGGCGGUGCUCGCGGACGUGCGCGACGGCGUCGUCGCGAGGAACUACGGCAACGGCGGGUCGUGGCCCGAGGCUGCGGAGGCGCGGCGGGAGAUGGUGUGUCCGCGGUGCGGCGCGAGCACGAGGGACGCGGUCGAGGCGGGGGAGAGAGAGGCGGCCGACGACGCGGCGGCGGCGGCGGACCCGGUGGAGUUGGCGAAAGUGGGGAAGCACCCGCUCGGGUGGUGCGCGAGCUGCGCGGAGGGGAACCGGCUGCUGGACACGAGCGGGGGGUUCUGA